GCAGAAAUGUGACUUCAGUGGCGGUUGCUGGAGAAGCUGGAGAAUCCGUCCGGCUGUGGGGCUGCCGGUGCGGUGUGUAUAUUUAAAAAAGGAUGAUUAAAGCAGUUUCAGCUCAGUUCCGGUGUCCAGGAGUUUAGGUCUUACCAAAGAGAGAAAAAUGAGAACCCACCUGGUCCUCUCAUUUCUCCUCUUCUUUGUGAUCGGCUAUGGCUCCUCAGAGAAUGCCAGCACUUCUCGAGGCUGUGGGCUUGACCUCCUCCCUCAGUACGUGUCCCUGUGCGACCUGGAUGCCAUUUGGGGGAUCGUGGUGGAGGCAGUGGCAGGGGCAGGGGCCCUCAUCACACUGCUGUUGAUUCUGAUCCUCCUGGUGAGAUUGCCAUUCAUCAAGGACAAAGAGAAGAAGGGGCCCCUGGGCCUGAACUUUCUCUUCCUUCUGGGAACCCUAGGGUUGUUUGGACUGACUUUUGCAUUCAUUAUCCGAGAGGAUGAGACCAUAUGCUCAGCGCGUAGGUUCCUGUGGGGGGUGCUUUUUGCCCUGUGCUUCUCAUGCUUGCUCAGCCAGGCAUGGCGAGUCCGGAGGCUGGUGCGCCAUGGGAAAAGCCCCUCAGGCUGGCAUCUCACUGGUAUGGCCAUAUGCCUGAUGCUGGUCCAGGUCAUCAUUGCCACAGAGUGGCUAGUCUUGAAUGUGGUCCGGGAUAAAAAGCUAGCCUGCAGCUAUGAACCCAUGGAUUUUGCAUUGGCCUUAAUUUAUGACAUGGUUCUGCUGGUGGCGACCCUGGGUUUGUCCCUCUUCACUCUCUGUGGGAAAUUUAAGAAGUGGAAGAAGAAUGGAGUGUGCCUCAUCCUUACCGCCUUCCUCUCCAUUCUGAUCUGGGUGGCCUGGAUGACCAUGUACCUUUUUGGCAAUGCAGAACUAAGGAAAGGUGACGUGUGGAGUGAUCCCACCCUGGCCAUUGCUCUGGUGUCCAGUGGGUGGGUGUUUGUCAUCUUCCAUGCUAUUCCUGAAGUACACUGCUCAAUCCUUCCAUCGCAGCAAGAGAAUACACCCAACUACUUUGACACAUCACAGCCUAGGAUGCGGGAGACAGCAUUUGAAGAGGACGUUCAACUUCCCCGGAGCUACAUGGAAAACAAAGCUUUUUCAAUGGAUGAACACAAUGCAGCUCUACGAACUGCAGGAUUUCGAAAUGGUAGUCUGGCAAACCGACCCAGUGCUCCAUUUAGAAGCAAUGUUUAUCAGCCCACUGAGAUGGCAGUUGUGCUAAAUGGUGGGACUAUCCCAACCGCUCCGCCAAGUUACACUGGAAGACACCUUUGGUGAAAGGCUUUUACAAAGUUCCAGAGAAUAAGAAUCUCUAUUACAGAUUUUAUUCCCUGGCUGAGUCUUUCUGGGGGAGAAAUCAAUAACAAUGGCGGAACAAAGUCACCGCUCAUCCUGGAGCUUUCAGAAUCCCAGAUAAUGGGAUUUCAUGUAAAUGUGAACACUGGUGAACUGAUAAGCUAACCACUCACAAAAUACCAAACCAACCAACGAUUUUGCAAACUAAAGCAAAGCUAAUUUCCUGUAGAAUUAGGCUCACUCUUAAAAUGCAACUGGGGAGACUGCAUCCUCCAAGUGUAGAAGAACCAAAGUCACAGUGACUGCUAAGCAGACCUGAUUUGCUUUCAGUGCAGGUUUCCUUGUAGGGCCUCUCCCAAUGGCAAGUGUUGAUCCAGGCUGCCUCCCUCAUGAGGUUGGCAUUUUAUUGCUAAAGCAUUCAGAGGAGUUUUCUCACUUUUUUGCUAGUUGGUUUAUGUGUUUGUUGUCAGGAGUCAGAGAGAGUAAUUUGUUUAUCAGUUUUGUGAGUGUGUAUCUGCAGAUGUACUUAGAUUAUGGGGCCUUUUAUUGAAGGUGGGGGCCCUGGUUAACGUUGAGAGAAGCACUGCAUUACCUGUGAAAAUGCAAGAAACACUAUUAGUGAAGGCUCCUCCUCCCAUUCUGAAGAAGUGAAUGGUAUCUGGUUGUUGGUUUAACAUGGUAUUAGACUGGUGUUUGUUGUUCAUGCCCCAUACCUGUGAUAUUCCGAUUAAGAGAACAGACAGGCUCCAAAAUGGGGCCAGAGGUAGACAUGACCUGUGUCAUGUGGCACCAGACUAAAGUUCUCAGUGUUAUCAAGCUUCUCUCCUCCCAUUCCACAUCCCCAGAAGCCGACUGAGAACCUGGUGGCAUAAGCAUCUUUCUGAUUUAUCUAUAUUUUAUAUCCAGAUGUGCCAAUGGGGCCACCAGCUCAGAAAGCCAAAGGGGGAUGAGCCUUAUCAGGUUUGCCACAGACCUAUGUGAUAUGGCUUUCCCAGAGUCCCAUAAAAUGGUGUAUCAAGGGUCCUACUGCUUAGUAAUGCAAGAAACUUCUCUGUUCCUUUUAUCAAGGUAGUAGGACCUCCAAGACAAGGAACAUUUUUGUUUGUGGAUUUUUUUGUUUGUUUUUUGGGCUUUGGAAUAGAAAAGAGAAGUUUGUUAGAUGUUUUUAUCUUAGUUAACUUCAAGUUCUCUGAAAAUGGUGAUUUUAAAAUCCAUUACUUCUGCCAUAGUUUCCAUCUGUCUUGAGCAAAUCAUCCUGUUAUUUAACAUUUAUUUAGUGCAUAUCCAACAUUAAAAGCAUCAUAGUCUCCUCAUUGUUUAGCCAACAUGAUCUACAGCUUUCUUAAAUGCCUAAAGCAAGAUUUUAACCUGACAGUAUUGGAUAUAUAAAUGAUGAUGGGCUCUUUUGCUAUAUAGAACAAGAUAUAAGAAAUCUAUUUUCUAGCCUUUAAAAAAAAAAAAAGGUAAGCCACAAAGAACAUGGAAAAGGUCAAUGGUUGGGGAAAAAAU
This is a messenger RNA of Vombatus ursinus (common wombat), 2848 nucleotides long. Its product is annotated as G-protein coupled receptor family C group 5 member B. The transcript is spliced from 5 exons. Gene Ontology annotation, molecular function: protein kinase activator activity; protein kinase binding; G protein-coupled receptor activity. Gene Ontology annotation, biological process: G protein-coupled receptor signaling pathway. Gene Ontology annotation, cellular component: intracellular membrane-bounded organelle; extracellular exosome; signaling receptor complex. Bases 158 to 1321 code for a protein of 387 amino acids. NCBI's taxonomy places the organism in Eukaryota, Metazoa, Chordata, Mammalia, Diprotodontia, Vombatidae. The record is from RefSeq and is a predicted model, not a curated record.